UGCCCUCAAAUAAAUAGGAAAGACAGGGCCUGGACAUGGAACCCUGUUGGCCGCUGUCUCUCUGCAGCCAAGGGCACAGUGAGCCAAGCACCGCAGGACCCCCGGCGUACAGUGGAGUGGAGUGGAGUGGAAUACCCCGCCGAUGACCACAGCUCCGAUCCCGCACAGUUCCAAAUCCCAAAACAUUUUAGGACAAACUCUCACAAACUCCCCAGCUUAUUACUCACCUCAAUUCCACAUUAUUCCGACUGUGAAAUAUUCACUUCUGUCUCAUAUUCCAAAAUCUUACAACCUUCACACCUAGGCACUCCACGCAAAAAUGGCGUUCCCUCCACCACCAGUAAACACCAUUGACUGGAGUGACAUUGGCUUCCGUGUGCGUGAAGUCAAUGGCCACAUCGAAUCCCACUACAGCGUCAAGACCGGCGUCUGGUCCAAGCCCGAAUUCAUUACAGACCCUUUCCUCCGCCUCCAUGGCAUGGCGCCCGCCCUCAACUACGGGCAGCAAGCCUACGAAGGAAUGAAAGCCUUCCGCUCGCCCAACAACGAAAUCACAAUCUUCCGCCCAAAUCGAAAUGCCUCCCGCCUCGCACACUCCGCGGCCAUGGUCUCCAUUCCUCCAGUCCCCGAAUCCCUCUUCUCCGAAUGCGUGCACGCAGCGGUUUCACUGAAUGCUGCUUACGUUCCCCCACACGAGACUGGCGCGGCUAUGUACAUCCGCCCAUUGAUCUUUGGCUCGAGUGCACAGUUGGGAUUGAAUCCACCAGAGGAAUACACUUUCUGCGUAUACGUGCUGCCAGUGGGUGUUUACCACGGUGUACACCCCGUCAAAGCGCUCAUUCUUGAGGAUUUCGACCGUGCGGCACCAGAUGGAACAGGCAGCGCAAAGGUUGGAGGAAACUACGCACCAGUAUUGAAGUGGAGCGACAAGGCGAGAAAUGAGGGAUACGGAAUCACAUUGCACUUGGACAGCAAAACCAGAUCUGAAAUCGACGAGUUCUCUACAAGUGGAUUUAUUGGUGUUAAGGGAACUGGCAAUGACAUUACACUUGUUACACCGGAUAGCAAGUGUGUUAUUGCGAGUGUCACUUCAGAUUCAUGUUUGGAGAUUGCGAGGAGCUUUGGGUGGAAGACGGAAACACGUUCGAUCAAAUACGAGGAAUUGCCCAGUUUCUCCGAAGUCCUCGCAGCCGGUACCGCAGCAGCUCUCGUACCCAUCAAAUCCAUUACCCGCAACUCCCGCUCCGAAACAUCCAAGUACAUUGCAGAGGAAUCGGACGAGCCAGGCCCAAUUUGCGUCAAGCUCCUCACCACAUUGAAAGGCAUCCAAGCAGGGAAGAUCAAGGAUACAUUCGGCUGGAACAGCAAGGUCGAGCAAGUGGAUAUCAAGAAGUACGCAAAGGGCGAGCAGACGAACGGUGCGAAUGGUCAGACUGUAGAUCAGUUACCAUAGAUUUAGAGCGGGGUGAAAAUGUAAAAACGUUGUGAUAUUUAUCGUAUCUCUGUAUUGCGUCUGGUCCGCCUCGGUGGUACUUGAUAGCGAGCGGUUGAGCCAGAUUUUCUCACCCAGCCCGACAACGUUUUGCAGCUCUCUCCUUGCAUACAAUCCUACAGAUUUUCAAAGCGGCAUUAUUGGCAACUCGAAAAUGAUAACGGCGAAC
This is a messenger RNA of Cadophora gregata, 1661 nucleotides long. RefSeq lists its product as uncharacterized. The coding region runs from base 320 to 1453 and encodes 377 amino acids. The record is from RefSeq and is a predicted model, not a curated record. The transcript is spliced from 4 exons. Lineage: Eukaryota; Fungi; Ascomycota; Leotiomycetes; Helotiales; Ploettnerulaceae. Gene Ontology annotation, biological process: branched-chain amino acid metabolic process. Gene Ontology annotation, molecular function: branched-chain-amino-acid:2-oxoglutarate transaminase activity.